AUGAAGGCUACUUUCUUCCUCGCCGCUGCUGGCCUCGUUGCCGCCCAGGACUUUGGUGGUCAACCCGAGUGUGCUCUCAAAUGUCUCCAGGAGAACAUCCCCAAGGCCGGCUGCAAGCUCGAGGACACCGCCUGCCAAUGCGCCUCCGAUUUCCAGGAGAAACUCCUCCCCAUCAUCACCCCUUGCUUGACCAAGGCCUGCGAGGCCCAAGACCUCCUCAAGGCUCAGUCCGCUGCCGCCGAGGCCUGCAAGGAGUUCGCUAAGACCGCCGGCUCCAGCAAGCCUACCGCUACCUCUGCUGCCACCUCUGGCGCCGUCACCGUCAGCAUCGACACCUCGGUCACAGGCUCCGCCAGCGUCCCUGCUAUCUUCUCCAGCAUCCCUGAGGAGUCUACUGUUGUCCCCGUUACUCCCCACCCCGGCAACGGAACCUCUACCAAGACUAACGGAGCUUCCACCCCUACUGGAACUUCUGGCUCUGGUUCAGGCAGCGAGAGCAGCGCCAGCAGUGUUCCUACCGGUAAUGCUGCUGCUGUUGCUGGCCCUGCCUUCGGUCUCCUCGCUGCCAUUGGUGCUGUCCUUGCUCUGUAA
Messenger RNA from Fusarium musae, 591 nucleotides. RefSeq lists its product as uncharacterized. Bases 1 to 591 code for a protein of 196 amino acids. The record is from RefSeq and is a predicted model, not a curated record. Lineage: Eukaryota; Fungi; Ascomycota; Sordariomycetes; Hypocreales; Nectriaceae. The transcript has 2 exons.